This is a messenger RNA of Penicillium daleae, 1047 nucleotides long. Its product is annotated as RNA-binding ATPase activator ESF2. The record is from RefSeq and is a predicted model, not a curated record. Gene Ontology annotation, molecular function: RNA binding. NCBI's taxonomy places the organism in Eukaryota, Fungi, Ascomycota, Eurotiomycetes, Eurotiales, Aspergillaceae. The transcript is spliced from 4 exons. Gene Ontology annotation, cellular component: nucleolus. Gene Ontology annotation, biological process: endonucleolytic cleavage in ITS1 to separate SSU-rRNA from 5.8S rRNA and LSU-rRNA from tricistronic rRNA transcript (SSU-rRNA, 5.8S rRNA, LSU-rRNA); endonucleolytic cleavage in 5'-ETS of tricistronic rRNA transcript (SSU-rRNA, 5.8S rRNA, LSU-rRNA); endonucleolytic cleavage to generate mature 5'-end of SSU-rRNA from (SSU-rRNA, 5.8S rRNA, LSU-rRNA). Bases 1 to 1047 code for a protein of 348 amino acids.
AUGACGACCCGGAAACACAACGAGUUUCUUGAUGCGCCCAGUGACGAGGAUGAGGCGAGCGUCCGCGGCUACGAUUCCGAGGAGAAUGUGGCGGAUUCGAAAGGUCGGGCCGUGAAGAAGCGCCGGACCGAUACACAAGACUUCUUCGGUCUUGGGUCAGACGAGGAUGUAUCCGCAGACGAGGAGGAUGAAGAGGAAUCACGAGCCGAUGUCAAAGGAAAGUCCCGCAGGCAAUCAAAAACGACAAAGCGAGAUGGUGCCUCGGGGGAGGAAGACGAAGAGGAAGAUGAAGAUGACGAGCACGACGAGGAUCAAGAUGGAGGCGCAUAUCUCGAAUCCACACCCGAAGAAAAGAAAAAACCCGCAAAGAUCCUAUCCACAAAGUCACUCAAAAAGCCCAAGAAGGACAAGAGCGGCGUUGUCUACCUCUCGUCACUGCCACCGUACCUCAAACCCUUUGCGCUCAAAAAUAUCAUGGAAAAACGGGGCUUCGGCCCAAUCCGAAAGGUGUUCUUCGCUCCGCUCGUUCCCAGCAACUCCUCGAAGCCGCAACGCAGUAACAAGCGCAAACUUUAUUCGGAGGGUUGGAUUGAAUUUGAAUCAAAGAAGACGGCACGUUUGGCGGCGGAAUCUAUGAAUGCUCGUCCGCUUGGCGGGCCGAAGGGGAUGUACUAUCGCGAUGAUGUUAUUAACAUGCGGUACCUAUCUGGAUUCAAAUGGGCAGAUCUGAUGGAAACCGUCCAACGCGAGAGAUCCGAGAGAGAAAGCAAACAACGCAUGGCGGAUAUCCGAGCCAAGAAAGAAGAGAAGGUCUUCUUGGCCGGUGUCGAGGCAGGACGGCGUCUGGAUGGAAUCACCCAGAAGAACGAGGAGAAGAGGAAGCGCAAGGCCGAAGCAGAGGGCCAGACGGAAGGCGUGGAUUUCGAGCCAAAGAAGCCUGCUCACGUACGGAGACGGUUCGUACAGAAUGAUGUCGUUUCUGCAUCUGAUAAAGAUGAGAAGGCUAUUGGGAAUGAGGCUAAGAGGGUGCUUGGGAAAAUCUUUUAA